Cryptomeria japonica (Japanese cedar) is the source of this 8730-nucleotide messenger RNA. RefSeq lists its product as uncharacterized. Lineage: Eukaryota; Viridiplantae; Streptophyta; Pinopsida; Cupressales; Cupressaceae. The transcript is spliced from 2 exons. The record is from RefSeq and is a predicted model, not a curated record. Bases 4058 to 5005 code for a protein of 315 amino acids.
UAUAUUAUCAUUAUGAGAUAAAUGUCUGAUUUUAUUUUAUUUUAUCAGUUCAUUCAAAGAAUCAAAAUAAAAAACAAUGAGCAGCAGUGGGACUGACAGUAGUAGUGACAAUGAAGUGGAAGUGGUUGGUGGAAAUACAGGGGGAAGUGCUGAGACUGAGAGAAGUAGUGGGCAGCAACCUAACAUAUUUAAAUGCCCUUCAAUAACUAUGAGCACAUAUGCAAAGGGCCCUUUUAAUAAAGACAAACCUCUUCUCCAAUUUGCUACACCUAGGCCUAGUGGUGAAGGGAAAAAAAAAUCUGGAGGGAGUAGGGUGUGGGGUUCUCAUGUUUGUUUGAAAGAAUUUAGGGGCAGCUACACAAGGGUAAAGUCUCACUUCUUGGGUGUUUCAGGUCAUGGGGUCAUAGCUUGUCCAAAGUUAACAGAUGAAGAGAGGAUAGAGUGUCAUAGAUUGCAUAUGGAGACAGAAAUGGGGAAACAAAGUGGGGCAGCUCUAACACCUUCUUUUGCAUCUUCACAAGCAUCUGGGCCUACGACAUCCACUAUUGGCAGUAGUGAAACUGAGACAAGAGGAAAGAGGAAGGUGAGUAGUGAUAAGGGAAGGUCGGUAGAAGCUUUGUUUAAUAUAAAAGGACGUGAAGCUACAGAGUCAUCAGUUGGUAGAUUCUUUUAUGCUAAUGCCAUCCCAUUUCAUGUGGCACGUUCCUUUUACUUCAAACAAAUGGUCAUGGAUAUAGCCUCUUUCGGUCCUACAUUCACACCCCCUGGAGAUCAUAAGCUACAGACUACUCUCUUAGACAAAGAGUAUUCCAAGGUUAAUGUGUUUGUUGGCGGCAAUAUUGUACAUGAAAAUAAAACUAGUUAAUUAAGUUGUAAUUGUCUUGGUUAGUUGGCAACCGAGGGGUGGCAGUUGCGGUGCGACGGUUGGCGCUCGCACCCCCUCGGUAUCUUUAUAUACUUUCGAAUGUAACUUGGGAAUUACGAUUAUGAAUGGAAUAACAUCUCUUAUAUUUUAUUUGAGAUCUAUGACAUUAUUAUUCUGCAUUACGUGUUUUAUCUGUAUGUUUUAAGUUAUUCACCCGAGAGGGCAAACGUUUGGCACCGUUGCCUAGACAUACUUGGGAACAAAAGAAGUGGAUGGUGCACGUACACGAUGGGCCUACCCGUUGGUGAGAUAAACCUAGAGGCCGACGACGUGCAAACAGAGCUCUACAACGGAGAAGACACUGCGACGAGGGAAUUUUCAAUCAUGCUCCAGGUAGCCAUCGAGACCUACGUCCGACGAGAGGCCACGGAGGCUGAAAUCCCAUCAAGUGCCGUGUGGACAGCACUGGAAGUUAGCCCGACAGUAAAUCGAUUGAUGAACCACCUCCCCCGGUUGCUUGCAUAGGCAUCGCUGACACAACAAGCUCGCCUGGAGGAGAUUGCCCGAGAAGAGCGACACCAACAAAUCCGCCAACAGUAUGAAGAAAGCAGCCGUCGGGAAGCAGAGCGGGAUGGCAUGAGGCCAGGAAGGAAUUGAACCCUGAAUCCCAUAGGGAUAAAGGAACAUUCUAUAUUCAAAUAAAGGUGUCAUAAUAUUGACACAAGUUGUAUCUGAUGAAAUGAAUUAAUAAAGGAGUGUUCUGGUUUUAUGUGUUGUUAUUUAUGGAAAUGUACGACAAUUAGUGCCCAACCUAUUAAACAAAGAUAGAAAUAAGAAAGCAGAAACAGACGAGUGGGAGGCCGCACAGAGGGCCUUGAUUCUGGAACAAGUAGAACGUAGACGGAGGCUGAAGCAACUUGCCGAAGGACGACCUGCCGAAGGGUGGCCCGAAGGGAACCAAGGAGGUGUCACAGAGGGUGCAGAAGCCGAGGGAAAUUUCUACGUGUCGCCAGAACACCGUAGGGUGAGAAGCCAGUUUCUCGAGAAAACAAGGUUACGGAGGAAUCUAGUCGAAGAGACUCGAGAUCAGUUUAGAAACUUAUCCCUUACACCACGAAGUGAGGAUCACCAAAGGGAGUCAGGAGUGGGUGCGGGUGAGAACGAAGGGGAGGACAACCGUACGGCUGUAGGUGCGACACACGGCAGGCAAAACACCGUACCCCCAGUCACCCACGCAGGACACACCACCGACGUCGGAGGAAGUGGCGCAGGGGCUUAGACACAGCCAUAGCCACCUUCGAGGAGACGACCCCCAUCAAUGGUGAGUAAACAGAAACUGCCGAAGUUCAACGGCGACGGGAAGGAAGAUCCCGUCCGCCAUUGCCACACGUGCGAAACCAUAUGGUCAGCAAAUAGUGUUACCGACCAAGACGAAUGGGUAACACAAUUCGCAACAACCUUGAGGGGAGUGGCCAUAGACUGGUACUCAGAUAUGGAUAAGGCCAAAGUCGGCACAUGGCCCGACCUGAAGGAGUUCGAGAUAGAGUUCCGCCUCCUGAGAGACGACAACGAAAUAGUCGCCGAAAUUUAUGGCACAAAGCAGAACAAGAACGAGACUGUCCGAGCCUAUAGUCGGCGGCUGAAGGAACUGUUGGGGAAAAUGGAGAGUCAACCAGCGGAUGGGUUGAAAAAGAGAUGGUUCGUGGAGGGACUGAAACAUUCCCUCCGGAAGAAGAUGAAAAUUGUUCCACCAACAUCGUACGAAGACGCAUACAAUAGAGCGAUGGAUCUCGAGAGCGAGACCAAGACAUCGAAGGAAAAAAGAAGGAUAGCUCGUCCGAGGAAAGCAGCAGCGAUGGUGAGGCUAGCAAAAAGGUGCAAGUGCUCCAGAAAGACAUGGAGCGAAUGAGGAGGGAAUUCACAACAAUGAGAAGCAUUGGUCGGACCGAAGGGGACAUAUGGUGCAUUGAGUGCAAAGAGGAGGGACAUACAAAGGGUACUUGCCCGAAGAAGGCAUUUUGCGAGAUUUGCCAAGUGAUGGGACACUCCACCAAGGAGUGCCCAUACAACAUGAAGACCCGAAGUACGCAAAUGAACCAGGUGUUGUUCACGGAGCAGGCCACAACAUUCGCACCAGCGGGUACGGGCCAACAAACUAACACAACGACAUCAUUUGGAGGAUACCAGGAUAACAGACGCGGCGGCGGAAGAAAUAACAACAAUAACAAUAAUAGAAACCGGAUCCAGUAUGAUGCCAAGGGCCGGCCAAUGAUCUAGUGUAGGGCCUGCAAUCAGUGGGGACACUUCGCCCGCGAUUGCACAAAGGAAGCCACCCCUCAGCACCUCUGCCGAUGGUGUGGGCCAGGCGACCAUGAGGACGCAAAUUGCCUGAAGCUUGGUGUAAACCUUCUAAACAUAGAACCCACAAAGGCAGAAGUGUUGGCAAUCACAAGGGCACGGGCCAAAAAGGUUGCAUACCCAGAUCCCCACACGGAGACCGAGAGAGUGCGGGAAGCAAGAGACGAGAUCACAAAGGAAAUGGCUGCACAAGGACAAGACAGCCACGAGGCCGCAAGUCCGCCACGGACGAGGGGAGAAGAGAAAAUCUUACGGCAAAUAUUGCAUAUGGAGGUACUAGUGAGGAUUCAAGACCUCCUUGAGACCAUGCCGCAGUUAAAAACAACUAUCUUAAACUCCGUACCCCCACAAGUGAAAAUGAGGGAGGUCGUGAGCCCCACAACCGACCCCAUGUUAAGGGAGGUCGUAAGCCCCACGGUCGACCCCAUGUUGUUGGUAGUCAACAGCGGACGCCAACCGACGGUGGUAGAAAUGGGCAUACUGGGGACUACCUUGACAGACACUAUUGUGGACGAAGGGUCAGGAGUAAAUGUGCUCCCAGAAGCGACAUGGAAAAAACUGGGAAAGCCUACGUUGUGGCCCCCCACGUUCAACCUACUAGGGGCAGAUCAACACGGGAUUAAACCCCUUGGUACCCUCAUGGGCCAACAGGUGAUGAUUGGCACGUAGCCAUUCGUGCUGGAUUUUGUAGUAAUUCCCCUGAAGCAGAAAGGGUAUGACGCCAUUCUCGAGUGUGGGUGGCUCAUUGCAGCAAAAGCGAACCAUAACUGGAAGCGGAAUACUCUUUCCUUGGAAAACGUGGGGAGGAAGUACGUGAUCAAUCUCCGUACGCAGAUGGUGAGUGAGGAGUUAGCAUCCUCCUCCGACUCGGAAUCUGAGGGAGACCAGUUGGGGGAGGGUGGAGACGGACGCCGCAUGGAGCCUAGUGACGAAGGGGUGUUAGAAUUUGAGGCACGCUCAGGGGACGACAGGGACUUCUUGAAUGGCCUCUUCCAUUGGCAAAUGGGAGAUUAUGAACUAUUUACAUCCUCGUGCAAUGUAUUGAGCAUCAAGGAAGAACCAGAUAUAUUUCCCCCAGAAUAUGGAGAGUACAAGGAAAGGGAGGCCUUGGUGAAUGAGACGUCGGCACACCGAUUCUCGAAGGGGGAGCCCAUUAAAUAUCAGGAAGCCAAUUUAAAGAAGACAAAUCUUGGGGGGACGAGUGACCCCAAGAUCAUCCUUGUCGGAGAUGACUGGAAUCCAGUGCUGAAGGCCGCAGCCUUCAAAAUUUUCCUUGAAUACAAGGAUGUCUUUGCAUGGAUGUACAAGGACCUGAAGGGCGUGCCCCCAGAGUUAUGUGUACACCGCAUAACAUUGGUAUUGGGAGCCCAACCGAUAAGGAAGCGGCCUUACCGUAUGAACAAAAAUUAUGCCGCACGGGUGAACGACAAAAUUGAGCGGAUGUUGGAAGCGAGCAUAAUCUUCAAAGUGCAGACAAGCGAAUGGGUGUCUCCCAUUGUGAUUUCCCUCAAGAAAGAGGCCAAUCAGAUCCGGAUCUGUGUAGACUUCCGGUGUCUGAACACUGUCACUAUUAAAGACCCGUUUCCCAUACCCUUCACCGACAACAUCUUGGAGGUAGUAGCUGGACAUGAAAUCUAUUCCUUCAUGGAUGGGUUCUCUAGGUACAACCAGAUAUCCAUCGCGGAGGAAGAUAAGUUGAAAACAACCUUCGUGGUGGAGGACGGUGUGUAUGCAUACAACCGAAUGCCCUUUGGUCUAUGCAAUGCACCCGUCACCUUUUAGCGCAUCAUCUUGCACAUCUUCGACAAGAUGUCGGUGGGGAACUUCAAAGCCUUCCUGGACGAUUGGUCUAUUUACAGCGGACAGGACAUCCACCUAAAAACCCUCGAGGAGUGCCUAGAGAGAUGUCAAAGGGCACGGUUGGCCCUCAAUCCGAAGAAAUGUAGAUUCAUAGUACCACAGGGAAGAUUGCUUGGACACAUUGUGUGUAAAGAAGGAUUGAAAACGGACCCGGACAAGAUUCGGGUAAUAGUAGAAAUGGAACCUCCUACGGACGUCAUUGGGAUAAAGUCCUUCCUUGGUCAUGUGGGGUACUACAGGAGGUUCAUCAAGAACUUCGUUGAGGUGUCCCACCCAUUGGAUAGGUUGACACGAAAAGGGGAACCAUACAUCUGGACAGAGCCACAAAGCAAGGCCUUUGAAGAGAUGAAGACGAGGUUGAUGGGAGCACCCAUACUGGCAUACCCGAAUUGGGAUAAGGAAUUCCAUGUUCACGUGGAUGCCUCAAAUUAUGCCAUCGGGGCUACAUUAGCCCAGAGAGGAGGACGGAGCAAGUGUAUGAGCUCCGUGGGCGCUUGGCAUCCACCGCUACACCACCACCGACGCCUUCUUCAUCAGGGACGCCCUCUGCACCCCCUUAGUUUUUUGAUUUUGGGUUCUGUAGUCCCCAUGUAUUCUCCAUUUUGUUGUAAGUCGCCUAGAGACGACUUUUCUUUUGAGGGGGAUGAUGUUGGCGGCAAUAUUGUACACGAAAAUAAAACUAGUUAAUUAAGUUGUAAUUGUCUUGGUUAGUUGGCAACCAAGGGGUGGCAGUUGCGGUGCGACGGUUGCUCUAUUGUGAUGGAUGGGUGGACUGAUGUUAGACAUCGACCACUCAUCAAUGUCAUUGUCACAUGCCUUGCUGGUUCUUAUUUUUUGAAAGUUGUGGAUUGUUCAGGGAAGCGUAAGGAUGCAGAGUUCCAGUUUGGCAUUUUGAGAGAUGCCAUAGAGGAGGUUGGGGCUGCUAAUGUUGUACAGGUGAUCACUGAUUCAGCAUGUGUGUGCAAAACAACAGGUUUGAUGGUGGAGGGUGCUUACAAACACAUCUUUUGGACCCCAUGUUGUGUUCAUGCAUUGAACAAUGCAUUAAAAGACAUAGGGAAAAUAGAUUGGGUGAAGCAAGUGGUGGCAGAAGCUAGAGACAUUCAAAUGUUCAUUUGCAACCACCACACCUCACUUGCUCUCUUUAGAUCAUUUUCAAAGAAAGAGUUCCUUAAACCCGUUGAAACAAGGUAUGCUAAAUUGCUAAUGCCACUUAAUUUUGUAUCAAACUUCCAAUUUUUUUAUUUAAUUCUCAUUGAAUAAAAUAUAGAUAUGCCACCUUAAUUUUUUUAUUAUUUUAAUGAAUGUAGGUAUGCCACUUACUUCAUCUUGUUGGAGAGGAUGCUUGAGGUGCAUGAUCCUCUAUAGUUGAUGGUGGUGAAUCCUGAGUGGGGUAGAUGGUGGGAAUCAAACUCUACUGAAGGAAAAUCUGCCAAACAAAAGAUUCUUGGUGACAAUUGGUGGUUCACUGUGAGGUAAGACAUCAAUGAUUUUAUUAUCAAAUUGUUGAUUGUUUUAAAAUUUUUAAUUAAAUAUUAGAUUGUUGAUUUUCAUAUUCUAAUUUUAAUAUUUUGAACUUUGCACUUGCAGAUAUGUUUGCUCUGUCAUCUCACCUAUUGUAGAUGUCAUUAGAUAUGCUGAUACAGACUCUCCUAGUCUUGGAGAGAUGUAUGAGACAUUUGACAGUAUGCUUGGGAAGAUUAAGCAAACAAUUUUGGCCAAGGAUCCUACUUUGGGGUUCUAUGAGCAACAUAUUAGGCCCAUUGUGACACGAAGGUGGAACAUAAUGAACACCUAGCUUCAUAUGGCAGCCUAUGCAUUGAAUCCCAAAUGGUAUGCACCAAAGGAUGGAAGGGUGCCUCCAUGUGACGAUGAUGAGGUUUUAAAUGGGUUCACAUGAGCCAUUGAUAAGAUAUAUACAGAGGAGCAGGCUUCCAUACUUCGUGCAUAAUUCCUUGACUUCACAAAUCUUCGUGGUCCUAUAUUGAGUAAACCACAGGCUAGGUUGGACAUAGCUAUAUUAGCCCAGAGAGACCCUAUUGGAUGGUGGACAUGGCAUGGGAGGGAUACACCACAGUUGAAGUUGCUUGCCACUCGCCUACUUUCACAGGUUGCUAGUUCUUCUAUUGCAGAGAGGAUUUGGUCCACAUAUGGCUUUAUCCACUCUAUCAAGAGGAAUAGACUUACCUCUAGAUGAACGGAGAAGCUAGUGGUCGUGCAUAGUGCUCUUCGGCUUCGGGAUCGUCAAACUGCAGAGUAUCGACAGACUCUAGCUUUACGAUGGGAUGUCGAUCCCGAAGAUGUGGCCCAGGUUGAUGAGGAGGAGACAUCACAGGGAUUGGUUGGGAUUCAAUUGGACGAGGUGGACAUUGACCAGGACAGUGGCAUAGACUCAGAGGACUCUGAUUUUGAUGCAAUGUUAGGAGAUGCAGAUUAGGGGCAGCAUUAUACUUUGCUUUUUAGUUUUUAGUAUUUACUUAGUACUAUUUUGAUUUCCAUAUCGCAAUUGACAAUGAAACAAUAUGGCAGCAGUGUAGCCUUUGGGCAUUUUGUAUGUUAUUUCUUUAAUAUCUAUUAGGAUAUGCAUAUUGACAAUGUGAAUGAAUUGAAAUUCUGAAUUAUGAGUGCAUAUUGAGUAUUGACUAUUGAGUCUAUUGAUAAUGUUGUAUGUUCGAUGUUUGUAUUCUAAAAUGUUUUCACAGUAUCAUACACAUGCUAUAUCCAUUUUUUCAUAUGAAUAUAAUGUAUAGAUGCAUGCUUUAUCCAUGUUUUCAUAUGAACAUUUAGAAUUUUCCUAUAUAUUUUAAAUUUUCCCUAUAUUUUAUAUAGCCAUCCCCUUUGCCGUCCCCCCCCGUCCCCCCGUCCCGGAAACUUGGGGUAACGUAGUCUACAACCAAAUUCAAAAGAAGAAAAGAAAGUUGUCUAUUGAAUUCCCUAUUGUCCUCGGUGACUAUGGAAGUGUGCCCAAACUUGGCAGCAGUUGAAAAGACAAUAGAGGAAUUGGCGUUCUACCGCUUGACAUUCUACACAUCCAUAUCUCACUAUGAUCCAUAUCAUAAAAUCAGGAAGGUUGUUGGAUUAAAAUUUGUGCACAAGUUUCACCUAGAAGAUUAUUGGGUAGGUGCCAAGGAUGAUCUUGAAGUCAGGAAGAAAAUGUUUUUCAAGCUACCCCUUGACACAAUUAGGAUAGUUUAAAUAAUUCAAGUGUUGGAUUAGGUAAAAGAGGAUUCGGACUUAAUGCAACCAGAAUUUGAAAAGGUGAAGGAUCAGUCCAUUCAACGUCCAGAUUGGUUAGAACCUGAAAUUGAUUAUCUGGACAUUUUGGCCAGACCUAUUCUGAAAUUCACUAGACAUUGGAUUGAGCAUGGUAGGAAGCUGAAAGAAGGAAAUGUUCGCUUGAGCUACUAGUUAAUGGGCUGGAAAUGUUCACCACGCCUCACUUGCUCUCCUUAGAUCAUUUUCAAAGGAGUUCCUCAAACCCAUUGAAACAAGGUAUGCCACUUCAUCUUGUUGGAGAGGAUGCUUGAGGUGCAUGAUCCUCUACAGUUGAUGGUGGUGAAACCUGAGUGGGCUAGAUGGCAAGAAUCAAAUUCUACUGAAGGAAAAUCUUCCAAACAAAAAAUCCUUGAUGACAAUUGGUGGUCCAC